Molecule: messenger RNA, 2102 nt
Organism: Scheffersomyces stipitis CBS 6054
Lineage: Eukaryota; Fungi; Ascomycota; Pichiomycetes; Serinales; Debaryomycetaceae
Gene: WOR1
Product: transcription factor WOR1
Exons: 2
Coding region: 1-1998 (665 amino acids)
Molecular function (GO): DNA binding
Source: RefSeq, a predicted model, not a curated record
AUGGACAAACAGUUGGAAUUAGUACCUCGAAGACCUCAUGAAAGAGAAAGAGGCAAUCUCAUAAAGUCAGGCAAUGUGUUUGUAUUCAUUGAAGAACACUCUGGGAUUAAGAGAUGGACAGACGGGAUCGCCUGGUCUCCUUCCAGAAUACUAGGUAGGUUCUUAGUGUACCGUGAAUUGGACAAACACUCAUUGAGCGAGAAAGACGACAAAAAGAAAAAGAAGAGAAAGGUAAGUAUCGAGCAAGAUCCUUUAGAGAACAGUUCCAGAAAGCUGAAUGGUUCUAUUAAUUCCAAUAAUUCCUUACCAUCCAUUCCUCAUGCGCAGCAAUUACUUCAACAGCAAAACGACUCAAUAAAUUCCACUUCAUCUAGUACCACCUCCGAAUACAGCAAGGGCCUCUUGGGCGGUGGUCCAUUGGUAACUUCGUAUGUGUUUAAAGAUCAGGGGCUAAUUAAGAAAACUUUAAGUUUGACCACUUCGUCAAAAGAACUUCAUAUUGAUAAGAAAGAAGAAAAACAGACUAUUCACUUGAUCAGUUACUAUAAUGCUGACGAUGUCUUAAAUGGCAAACUCCAAAGACCUUCCGAGACUGACUUGAAAAACUUGUCCAUAACUAACAGUCUCUGGAAUGCAGUGAAAGACUCACUGUUGGGAGGUAAAAUACCGAUCGAGGACGAAGCUUACUACUUCUUAGACACCAAUUACCAAUUGCAGAACAUGUCUUUACUUCAGCAACCACCACAAAUGCAACACCAACCACCCCCACAUUCACAGCACAGUGCUAGUGUUGGCUCUAUAGCUCCUGCAAAUCAACAGCAACAUCAACCUCCUCCAAGUUCAAUGCAAUACUUAACUCUGAAGUAUGGUCCACCUAUUGGAGCGCCACAAGAUAGCCGCAGUCAUGCACCACAGGUAGUAGCACAUCCCAAUCAACAGUACAUGUUGCCCAUUCCCCAGCAACAACAACAUCAGCCUCAACAACAGGAAUAUCCUCAACCGCCUCCUCCAGCCCAGCAAAUGUCAAACACAUAUAUAAAAAGAGAGGACGACAACAGUGUCGGCAACCAACAAGGGGAAUUGACUUUUAUAAACCCGUUCACUGGAGCCACACAUCAGACUACAGCCAACUACAAUACUCAAGCAAUUGGGUCUGGCUCAGCACCAGGAUCAACAUCUGGUGCUUCUGUUCAAUCAUAUAACAACUACAUGAUUUCACCACAACAAUUCGCCACUGCCUAUCAACAACCACAACAACAAGCACAGCUACAACCACAACCACAACCACAACUACAACCACCACAACCGCAACCACAACCUCAACCUCAGCCGCAACCUCCAGCUCAACAACAACAUGAACCGGGAUCAACCAACACAUCGAUAUCUCACUAUCCACCAUUCCCACAACAUUUCCAACAACCACAACAAAUCUAUUCUGUCCCUGGAGGUCCUCAAUAUCAUUUUGGUUCCGUGUCCGGUUCAUCUGACCAAUACUCAAUCAGCGGUGCUUCUAAUGGAUCAGUGAGUUCUACUGGUAGCAACAUGAUCCAUGGCUCUUCAUCCAACAGUUUCAGUGGUCCCCCAUCUUCUGUCACUCCAAAAAGCAAGUAUCGUAAUAGCAGCGCUAGUGCAAGUUCUACGAGCAUUAGUGGACCCAGCGGGAUGUACAAUUCCGCCAAUCAGGGCGGCUGGUUUAGUACAAACCCAUCGGUGGGAGGAGGCUACGUUACAGCCCCUCCACCAGCAGGUGGCGAGUUGAGCGACCCUCGUGGAGUAGUCAGCGGUGGAAAUGCAUCGCCACUUCCCCAUAAUCUACCACAUUAUGCCAACAGCUCUCAUAUUCAUCCAAACCACCAUCAUCAUAUUUUACCUUCUCAUCCUCUUUCUAGCACAACUACAAGCGUGGCUGGCAGUACGGCUACAGUAGGAGCCAGCGACGACGGUGGAAGUAGUGGGGCAGCUGCUUCUGGUGCCUACAACUACAGUGCUUCAUCAUAGCAUGUGUAAAGUAUUUGCUGUCUUAUAUGCAGCUUGUUUUAAUGUUCUGUUUGGUCUUUUGUAUUAUUAGAUAUGAUCUUCUUCAAUAUAAGGUAAUCAUAGAU